AUGUCUGAAGAACGCUGCUGUGGAUGCGUCUCCGUCGAACAGGACUACGACGUAGGCGAGCACGUUGUUGCUAUCCUUAUCACUUUUGCAGCAUCUGCAGCAGGAACGUUGGUUCCCAUCAUCUCGAAAAUAAUUCCUCAGUGUAAAAUCAACUCGAUCGUCAUGGAGAUCACCAGCUCGUUCGCCUUCGGCGUGGUUCUCGCGACGGGCUUGAUUCACAUGGUCAAUGAAGGCAUUGACAAGCUGAGUGACGAGUGUCUUGGAUCUAUCGUGGAAGAAUACGAAUGUCUCGGUUUGGCUAUUGUUCUCAUCACGAUGCUUUUAAUGCACUUCAUCGAGUGCGAGGGCAUUGUAUUCUUCGGGAGUAAAGGUUCAUCUUUUCACGGUCACAACCACGAUCAUGGUGAUGUAGUCGAGCUGACAAUCAGUACGCGGAGUGUCAGUUCUUCGCCGGAUAACAACAAUAACCCCUAUCAAAAGAAGGACGUCGAGAAACUGGCACACAACGGCAUUCGUCGCACGAUUGCCACCAUCAUUUUCGAAGUAGGCGUCAUCUUCCACUCGCUUGUUGUCGGACUCGACCUAGGAGUCACUACCGGCGCUGAAUUCACGACAUUGCUGACUGCAUUGUGCUUCCACCAGUUCUUUGAGGGCGUCGCUGUUGGCAGUGCUGCUCUAGAGUCCAUCGGAUCUCCAAGCAAGUUGCUCGUGAUGAACUUUCUGUUCUCGAUUACUACCCCAAUUGGUCAGGCGUUUGGCAUAGCCAUUCACAGCACGUACUCAAGCUCGUCUACAACAGCACUAUGGGUGCAAGGGAUUUUUGACUGCGUUGCUGGUGGCAUCCUGCUCUACACAGGCCUCGUUGAGCUGCUGACGUACAAAAUGACUACGAACCAGAAGUUCCUGACUCGCACCACAUCGCAACGCUAUACGCUGUACAUCAGUCUGUGGCUUGGAGCUGGACUCAUGGCCCUCAUCGGCAAGUGGGCAUGA
Molecule: messenger RNA, 993 nt
Organism: Phytophthora nicotianae INRA-310
Lineage: Eukaryota; Oomycota; Peronosporomycetes; Peronosporales; Peronosporaceae
Exons: 1
Coding region: 1-993 (330 amino acids)
Biological process (GO): zinc ion transmembrane transport
Cellular component (GO): plasma membrane
Molecular function (GO): zinc ion transmembrane transporter activity
Source: RefSeq, a predicted model, not a curated record